This is a messenger RNA of Sapajus apella (tufted capuchin), 2086 nucleotides long. It is a transcript of the gene WNT8A, whose product is annotated as Wnt family member 8A. The record is from RefSeq and is a predicted model, not a curated record. Gene Ontology annotation, biological process: cell fate commitment; neuron differentiation; canonical Wnt signaling pathway. Gene Ontology annotation, molecular function: cytokine activity; frizzled binding. Lineage: Eukaryota; Metazoa; Chordata; Mammalia; Primates; Cebidae. Gene Ontology annotation, cellular component: extracellular region.
UGAGUCCCUCCUCCCGGAUCCCCCCAUUGGAUCAGUGGCUCCUGCAGCCCUGCCAGUGAGAAACAAAUGAGAAGCGCUGCUGAUUUUCCCCCUUGGCCAUUCAGAAUUUUCUCACAUAAAUACUGAGGAAGACUCUGCCCUCUCCUCAUUUCUCUGGGCUUGGCCCUGAGCUGGACCUGGUCCACAGGGGUAGGCAGGGUGAUGGGGAACCUGUUUGUGCUCUGGGCAGCUGUGGGCAUAUGCUGUGCCACAUUCAGAGCCUCUGCCUGGUAAGUCUUCCUACCCUCAUUCCAAGCCCCCACUGCCUCAUCCCCAUUCACCUCUGCCUCACUUUUUCUCUUUUUGGUAGGUCAGUGAACAAUUUCCUGAUAACAGGUCCGAAGGCUUAUCUGACCUACACAACUAGCGUGGCCUUGGGUGCCCAGAGUGGCAUCGAGGAGUGCAAGUUCCAGUUUGCCUGGGAACGCUGGAACUGCCCUGAAAACGCUCUCCAGCUCUCCACCCACAACAGGCUGAGAAGUGCCACCAGAGAGACUUCCUUCAUACAUGCCAUCAGCUCUGCUGGAGUCAUGUACACCAUCACCAAGAACUGUAGCAUGGGUGACUUCGAAAACUGUGGCUGUGAUGAGUCAAGAAAUGGAAAAACAGGAGGCCAUGGCUGGAUCUGGGGAGGAUGCAGCGACAAUGUGGAAUUUGGGGAAAGGAUCUCCAAACUCUUUGUGGACAGUUUGGAGAAGGGGAAGGAUGCCAGAGCCCUGAUGAAUCUUCACAACAACAGGGCCGGCAGACUGGCAGUGAGAGCCGCCUUGAAAAGGACCUGCAAAUGUCAUGGCAUCUCAGGGAGCUGCAGUGUACAGACAUGCUGGCUGCAGCUAGCUGACUUCCGGGAGAUGGGAGACUACCUGAAGGCCAAGUAUGACCGAGCACUGAAAAUUGAAAUGGAUAAGCGGCAACUGAGAGCUGGGAACAGCGCCGAGAGCCACUGGGCACCCUCUGAGGCCUUCCUUCCUAGUGCAGAGACGGAACUGAUCUUUUUAGAGGAAUCGCCAGAUUACUGUACCCACAAUUCCAGCCUGGGCAUCUAUGGCACAGAGGGUCGCGAGUGCCUACAGAACAGCCACAACACAUCCAGGUGGGAGCGAUGUAGCUGUGGGAGCCUGUGCACUGAGUGUGGACUGCAGGUGGAAGAGAGGAGAACUGAGGUCAUAAGCAGCUGUAACUGCAAAUUCCAGUGGUGCUGUACGGUCAAGUGUGACCAGUGUAGGGAUAUGGUGAAGAAGUAUUACUGCACACGCUCCCCAGGUAAGGGGAGUGCCUGAUAAUACCCCACACACGUUCACUUGGUUGUGUCAGUGGAAGGGGACAUAGCUUCUCUCUCAGACAGAACAGAUUGGAAAGCAACUGGAAAAUCACAGUGUUGGUCUGUAGUCCUCAUAGUAUCUGCUAUCGGUGGUGAAAUGUAGGCCCAGGAUUCCACAGCAAAUUCCUGGCAGGGCUGAAAUGGGAACCUGGGCCUCCUGACUUUGGCAGACCCCCAUUUCAUCUUUCCUGCAAGCUACUUUCCCGUCUUUGCACCUGUACUUAUGCAGCUUACUACAGGGAAAGUUUGGUUUGGGGUCCCUAUCUAGAGGGACCUUCAAAGUAUUUGUUCCUUUAAAUUUCAGACUGUGUCCAACCCAGCAUGCUGCUGGGAAUCAGGAGAAUAAAAGCAAAAAGUGAGAGCUCUGUUCAGGCUCCUGAAGGAGUAGCCUGUGGCUAGCUCCAGACCAGCUACAAACAAAUCCAUGCUGACAAAUGAGGUAAAGACCACAUAUCUGCCUACCGGGAAGUUUUUAGAGUGUUAGAUUUUUCCCCCCACAUAUACACUUUUGAAAAGCUCUUUCUCCAACCUGAACAACACAGGAAGGCACCAUCUCUACACAAAAUUUAAAAAUUGUCCUGGCGUGGUGGCACUUGCCUGUAGUCCUAGAUACUUGGGAGGCUGAGAUGGGAGGAUCACUUGAGCCCAGGAGAUGGAGACUACAGUGAGGUGUGAUUGUGUCAUUACACUUCAGCCUGGGCAACAGAAUUGAGACCCUGUCUCAAA